Stegostoma tigrinum is the source of this 5933-nucleotide messenger RNA. RefSeq names its product cholinesterase-like. The transcript has 5 exons. Bases 225 to 2042 code for a protein of 605 amino acids. Gene Ontology annotation, biological process: acetylcholine catabolic process; choline metabolic process. Gene Ontology annotation, molecular function: acetylcholinesterase activity. NCBI's taxonomy places the organism in Eukaryota, Metazoa, Chordata, Chondrichthyes, Orectolobiformes, Stegostomatidae. The record is from RefSeq and is a predicted model, not a curated record. Gene Ontology annotation, cellular component: plasma membrane.
CGGGGGAAGCUGCGCGUGAGUCGUCAGGGUCGCGCGGAGACGGGCCGGCAGCUCAGCGCGUCAUCACUGAGCGUGAGGCCGGGCGGCGAGGGCGUACUACACGAAGACAGCAUUCCAUCGAAGCACGGUGCUUGGUGAAAUUUCUGAACCUAUGUACUCCUCCUAAACAAGUGAACAGUUGCCAGGGUGAUCAAGCAAGCCCACAGACCUGCAUACAAUCAAUCAUGAGACUCAGAAGGAAACCAAGCCUUUUAACAUACUACACAUUAGUGUCUUUAUUUCUUUUGACACUUGAGCUUCUCAGUGGAACACCAAGUGAAGAAGAGUUGGUGGUCACAACUACUCGAGGAAAAGUGAAAGGAAUUCCAAUAAAUGUACUUUCGGGUACAGUCACUGCUUUUCUGGGCAUACCAUAUGCAGAACCACCUAUUGCUGAACUUCGAUUUAAGAAACCGGAACCUCGACGUCCCUGGUCUGGGUUGUGGAUUGCAAACAAAUAUCCAAACACAUGUUACCAGUAUAUAAACAUCUCUUCCUCUGGUUACUCUUGGGAGGAAAUGUGGAAUCCUAACACAAAACUUAGUGAGGAUUGUCUGUAUGUUAAUGUGUGGGUUCCAUCACCAAGACCAAACAAUGUCGCUGUUAUGGUAUGGAUUUUUGGUGGAGGCUUUGCUUCAGGCACCUCUUCCCUGGCAGUUUAUGAUGGGAGAUAUCUAUCUUACGUUGAAAAUGUAAUUGUAGUCUCUAUGAACUAUAGGUUAGGUGCUUUAGGUUUCUUAGCUUUACCUCGUAGCCACAAUGUUCCUGGGAAUAUGGGAUUAUUUGACCAACGUUUAGCACUUGAGUGGGUUCAAGAAAAUAUAGUUGCAUUUGGAGGAAAUCCCAAAAGUGUGACGUUGUUUGGAGAGAGCGCUGGAGCCGCUUCAGUUCAUCUGCAUAUCCUUUCACCUAAAAGCCAUUCUCUGUUUACGAGAGCAAUAAUGCAAAGUGGUUCCUCGAAUGCUCCUUGGGCUGUCUUAAGAGAUGCUGAGGCAAAACGUAGGGCUACAGUUUUGGCCAGCCGCCUUGAAUGUCCUUACAGUAAUGAAACAGAGUUAGUGAGUUGUCUUCGUGGUAAACAUCCCCAAGAGAUAGUAGAGAAGAGUAUCGCAAUCUUAACAGAUAACCUUCUGGCUGGAUGUGUUUUUUUACCUGUAGUUGAUGGUGAUUUUCUCACUGGACUGCCAGAAGAAUUAAUUCAAAUGGGAAACUUUAAACAAAUCCAAAUCUUAACAGGUGUGAACAAACAUGAGGGGAGCUUCUUUUUGGUGUAUGAGGUUCCUGGUUUUAAGAAAGAUACAGAAAGUCUCAUUACUCGUGAAGAAUUCCUGCAUGGUGCAAGGAUGUCUUUUCCUGAAGCUGGUGAUAUUGGACUAGAGGCUGUUAUUUUCCAAUAUACAGAUUGGACAGAUGAGAACAAUGCAACAAAGAAUCGUGAUGCUUUAGUUGAUCUGGCUGGAGACUACAAUUUUGUAUGCCCACUGAUGGAUUUUGCUAAUAAGUUUACUGAAUGUGGAAAUACUGUCUACAUUUAUUUGUUUGACCAUCAUGCUUCAAAUGCAGAUUGGCCUGGGUGGAUGGGAGUUAUGCAUGGCUACGAGAUUGAAUUUGUAUUUGGAAUUCCUCUUGCUGAAAGGCUCAAUUACACUACAGCAGAGCAGACUCUCAGCAGAAAAAUGAUGCAUUACUGGGCAAAUUUUGCCAAAACUGGUAACCCAAAUGAACUCAAAAUGCAAGGAAUGAAGUGGCCUGAAUAUACACAAUUAGAACAGCAAUACAUAACUUUAAACACUGAAACACCAAGAAUUUAUAUGAAACACCGUGCUCAGCAGUGUGCCUUUUGGAAUCAAUUUCUUCCUAAACUACUUCAAAGAACAGCAUACAUGGAUGAAGCAGACCAACAGUGGAAGCAGGAAUUCCAUCGAUGGAACUCUUACAUGUCCGAUUGGAAAAGUAAAUUCAAUGCUUAUAACAGCAAAAAAGAUAGUUGUACUAGUGUUUAAACAGUUUCCCUCUGCAAAAUCACUUGUGACAAACAGAAAUAGUUCUGUUUGCCUGAACGCUUGCUAAGUCUUCAACGGUAAAAUAGUCUUAAGUUAUUAACUCCCUAAGUGCAAAACAUGUUAUACACUAUCUGUAUAGUAAUUAAUAUAUCCACAUUUAUAAGACGUUUCAUUGCAAGGACCCUGCUAUCACUUCGAAGACUACUGCAAAGAUUUUUUCGUGACCUUACUGUUUUCUGAAUUCAUCCAUUAUUCUCUCUAGCAGUUUUCUGCUUUUGGUUUUGUCCCAUUCCCUGGCUUUAAUUUGAAUGAGCAUGCGUUUACUUUUCAAUUUGAAUAUUUCACCUCAUUUUUGUAUCUCCAAUAUGAUGCUGUAUUUUUACUUUACCUGAAUUGUACCUGUCGUUUUUUCUUUUAUUAGCUGUUAUUUUCACAAAGUAAUUUAAAUAAUAACAGGAAGAGCAAUUAAUAAAGUUCCAAAUCAGAAUUUGUCAAAAUAACCAUACAGCUAGCACACUUGCUGCCAUGCACUAACAAUGCCAUAGCUUCAGGUGUGGACUGCUAAAUAUGAAUAGUACAUCACUGCAAAGGAUCAAGUGGGGUGAAGUUGCAGUGUUUGUAUGAGAGAGACAAACUAAAUGUGCCGCGGAGAGUUAGAGUUGGUGUGAAGUGACACCAAGCUGCUUCUUUUAGACCCAGAAAACAUCCGUGUAUAUCCUAUUGGCUAUUGGGCAUUCUUCUAACAUCAUGCCAAUUGUGAAUUACUACCAGUGAACUUUUCUUGUGAAAACUCUCAAGUGUGAAACCUAAUUUCUUCAGAUUUCAACAAUUGAUGAUUUUUAAAAUGUUUAGUUCACCUUCUUGUCUCCUUUUUGUUGCCCAGUCUUUCUUUGUUUCUCUUACUUUUCUGUUGAUUUGAUAUUGAAUUCAGCCGUUCAAAUUUAUAUUGAUUAGUCUGUCUUUGUACUGUUAAUUUGUAUGUUUUUACAUCUGAUUAGUAAGGGAGAUGCUGUUGACAGUAGCUAACCCUGUUCACUUCUCCAAGCAUACUGGCCACUGAGGAGCAUUCCUAAUGUGGUUCAACAGGCUGAUAAUCAUCCUAUUAAUCAUUCCAAAGCUUUCCUACUACUUAUUAAAAUAAGAAAAGUGUGUUAAGGACAAAACUAACGAACUUUGAUUCCAGAUGCCCAGAUUGACACCAUUAGCAUAUCUUUCAGUCUGUACCUCAGCAACCUUUCAAACAAAACCUUGUUGAAAUGGGCAUCAAAUCUAACUAAUGGCAAACACCCCUGAAGUCAGCUCUAUGGCAUAUUAAUAUCUGUUUUUAUUCAGCAUACCUGUAAGUUUAUGCAGGUAUAAAUUUCUGAAUGCUAGACUGGUAGUCUGUUCAUAACUUAUAUUUACACAGAUUAUUACUUAAAAUUACCAUAGUUUUUUUGUGCUGGGGGAGAGGAAGAUAAGGGGAGCGUCAUGCGAGGGGGAGAGACACAAGCAAGAGGAUUAGUAAGCGCGUGAAGGAUAGUAAACCGGUGAGAAAAGGUGUGCUAGUCUAACACAGUACAUAAGAAAGAGGGACGAAGAAUGUGUGCACAUGUAUGAGCAUGAUGGACAGAAAAUAUAGACAAUUGACAAUAGACAAUAGGUGCUGGAGUAGGCCAUUUGGCCCUUCAAGCCAGCACCACCAUUCAUUAUGAUCAUGGCUGAUCAUCCACAAUCAGUAUCCUGUUCCUGCCUUAUCCCCAUAACCCUUGAUUCCACUAUCUUUAAGAGCGCUAUACAUCUCUUUCUUGAAAGUAUCCAGAGAGUUGGCCUCCAUUGCCUUCUGGGGCAGAGCAUUCCAUAUAUCCACCACUCUGUGGGUGAAGAAAUUUUUCCUCAACUCUGUUCUAAAUGGCUUACCCCUUAUUUUUAAUCUGUGUCCUGUGGUUCUGGACUCACCCAUCAGCGUAAACAUGCUUCCUGCCUCCAGAGUGUUCAAUCCCUUAAUAAUCUUAUGUCUCAAUCAGAUCCCCUCUCAUCCUUCUAAACUCCAGUGUAUACAAGCCCAGUCUUUCAACAUAUAAUAGUCCCGCCAUUCUGGGAACAUAAGUGCUUGUGAGAUUGUGUGGGAAAGUGUGUGAGUGACUGUGACAGCGUAAGGGAGAGAGAAAUUGUACAUGUGAGUGAGGUCGAGGGAGAGAGAUUACGUGUACAUAUGAGGAACAAAGCAUGUGUGCCCGAGGGACAGUGAGUGAGUUAGCAUGUGGGAGAGGUUGACAGAGUGAGCAUUUGAAAGGAAGGGUGAGAGGGAAUGUAUGUGCCGAAAACAAUGGGCUUGAUAGAGUGGAUAGGAAGAAACUGUUCCUGCUCAGAAAAGGAUCAAGAACCAGAGGAUACCAAUUUAAAAGGGUUUUCAAAAGGUGCAAAUUUGAUGCAAGAAAAAUCUUUUUCACACAGAUUAGUUAUGGUUGUGGACUGCUGGGAACUGUGAUGGAGGCAGGCUCAAGUGAGGCAUUCAAGAUGGCAUUGAAUGAUUAUUUCUAUUUAAAUAAUGUCCAGAGGUAUGUGUAACAAGCAAGAAAUUGGCAGUAGGUACUGAUGCUCAUUUGAAGUACUAGUGAUAUAUCAUGGGCCAAGUGGCCUCUUUCUGCAACAUAGUGCUCCUAUGAUUCUGUGAUUGUGUAUACGUAAGGGAGAGAAAGUGUGUGUGUGUAUGUGUGUGUGUGUGUGUGUGUGUGUGUUUUUUUGUCCGAGAUUGGGAGAAUGAGUGUGUCCAUUUAUGGAAAAGUGAGGGAGGUCAUACAAGUUUGCAAUAGGAUGUGAGAGUGCAGGGUGGAUAUGUGGACGGCAUGGUGUCUCAGUGGUUGGCCCUGCUGCCUCACAGCACCAGGUCCCAGGUUCAAUUCCAGCCUCAGGCAAUUGUCUGGAAUUUGCACAUUCUGCUCGUGUCAGCACAGGUUUCCUCUGGGUGCUCUCUCAGACCAAAGAUAUGCAGGUCAGGUGGAUAGACCAGGCUAAAUUGCCCAGUGUACAGGAAUGUGCAGACUAGCUGGAUUAGCCACUAGAAUGCAGGGUUACAGGGAUUGGAUAGGGAGCGUGGGCCUGUGUAGAUUGUUCACUGGAGAGGAGUGUGAACUCAGUAGACUGAAUGGCCUGCUUCCACACAGUAGAGAUUCUAUGACUCCAAAAGGAAUGAAGCAUGGAUGUGCAAAGGAAAGAAGGAGUGAAAGGAAGGAAGGGACAUUCUGAGGGAGUGUGAGCAUGAGGGAAGCUAUGUCAGUGUUGGAUGAAAGUUGAAGGAUGGAGGGUGUGUGAUGGAAUGAGAGUGUAUAAGUGAGGAUGUGUGUGUGCAAGUGUGAAAGAGCGAGGGCAGUUAAAAAUGCAAGUGAAUGGAGAAGGCAGGGAGAAUGUAAGAGUGUGAGCUGGAUGGAAUGUGUGUGUAGACUUUCCCUCUUUCUCCUCCUCCUUCCCAAAUAUCUAUCUGCAAGGCAGGAUGGGAGAGGAGGCAAACCUGAAAUGCAACCCCGUUCAGACUUUCACUUUCUAUGAAUUCUGUCAAGGAUCACUAAGUGUGUCUGCCAUCAGCGACGGAUGCAAAAUCCAUGUUAGUUAAACCCAGCAAUAGCUCAGCCCUGAUCCGCAUCCACUUCUAUGGUAUUUGGUGCUUGAGAUCCAGUCUGUCUCUUUUUAUCUCUAUAUCUUAACCAAAACAGCAAAAAUAAAAUUUCAUUAGUUAAUAUCUUGGCAAUUCUUAAUGCUAAAUCUUUAAUUAUUCAUUUAUAUAGAUGAUUAAUUAAUUACUCAUUUAUAUAGAUAAUUGAUUUACAUACAAACACAUCAUUUAGGAUCAGAAGUAGGCCACUUGGCCCCUUCAACCUUCUCAUUUUCACCUCAUUUUUCAAUUCUCACUGA